AUGACCUCCACCUCUGCCGACGAUUUUUUCAGCUCUCCAGCCAGUUUUUCUUUUGCAAACACCUCCAUGCGCCAACGGACACAGCAAGCUUGUGACAAAUGUAGAGAACGGAAAACUAAGUGUUCCGGCGAAAAGCCGGUCUGCAAACGUUGCACUACCCGCGGCUUAAUUUGCCAGUACACGAGCAGGGAAACUCGUGCACGGGGAAACGUAUCUACUCCAAAGCUACGGAGUGCGGUCUCCAGUAUCGAUUUGCAUGGUUCCAAGAUACACCAGGAGAAGCAGCGGGAAAGGGAAUAUCACCACUUCCUACGACAGCAAAGUCACAAUCUGAUCUCCUACGAUCUGUCGGCAUCUCCUUCCGUGCAGUUCCCGCCACAACCAUUCCAGCUUACGAGCCAGCCACUCCAGCAAUAUGUCCCAUAUCAAUCUCGUUCCCAGCCUGCUUCUCUCUCUGGUUCGCCAGUAAUCGAGUCUUUCCCGCAAUCACAGCUACAGCUGCCUCCCCUCCCGCCAUAUCCAAGCGGCAACCGGCCUUUGGACUCACAGCCUAUUAGCAAUGGCCAGUGCCACUCCAUUCGGAGGGCUCAAAGCCAGUCUUCACUUCCCUAUAACGUCGAGGAACCGGCGUAUCCUUCGCAGGUGUUCUCACGAUAUGGAUAUUAUCAGCCCCCGAAUUCAACGAUGCCGCCUCAGCAUCACCACAACCACCAUCGCAGCCUGGAUGCAAUCUACAACACUUCCCAGCCCAUGCCUACAUACGGCUUCCAAAACUUGAGUCUCGGCGAUGGAUACCCGCCGCAGCUUGCCCUCGCCACGUCCGGCUCUUCCUCAUCGUCUUUCUCCGGGUCGACGGACACCUCACCGAUAUCGACCUGCGAGUCAGAUCAGCCCUUGACACCGUCGCCGGUGAUACACACGCCGACGCCGUUAGCGUUCCAGAACGUGCAACUGUUGGAGGAGAGGAAGCUUAUGGAGCUGGAAGCUGUGAAGAUGGAGGAGGAGCCGCGGUGGUGA
Desarmillaria tabescens is the source of this 1017-nucleotide messenger RNA. RefSeq lists its product as uncharacterized. The transcript is spliced from 2 exons. The coding region runs from base 1 to 1017 and encodes 338 amino acids. Gene Ontology annotation, biological process: regulation of DNA-templated transcription. Gene Ontology annotation, molecular function: DNA-binding transcription factor activity, RNA polymerase II-specific; zinc ion binding. The record is from RefSeq and is a predicted model, not a curated record. Lineage: Eukaryota; Fungi; Basidiomycota; Agaricomycetes; Agaricales; Physalacriaceae.